AGCAUGUAUAUGUGUGUGCUUGUUUGUGUGUGAUUGUAAUUGUGUCCUGUCAUGUCCAUCCAUUUGUGUGUGUAUCAUCUCACCCAGGUUUCCACAACAUCCUGGCUCAACUGCAGUCAACUACCAACCCCACCCCCACCACACCCCCUAUCUGCCCCUCUAUGUCUGAUGACAUCGAACCCAUCUUAGAUCUGCCCCUUGACCCUCCCCCAUAUUGCCCCUCCUGGGGACUAGAGCGGUACAAUGAGGACGAGUCUGUCAGAAUCACCCCAACCAGACCCUGCGACCUGCCCCUGUCCAAACCUGUAAACCAGCAUCACACACUCUCUGAAACAACUGCCGAAAUACACACAUACAUACUCUCCCCUGAUUCUCAGCUCCCUUCUGACAACCCCAAACUCACAACACAACUCUCAGCUGUCACAUGUGACCCUGACUCACACCUUACCCCUGAGUUUUCUCCCCUAGACCAUGAUGAACCUCCUCUAAACCCCUCGGUUUGCUCUGUACCACUCCAGUCUGUCCAAAAAACAGACCCACCCACGAUCAGGAUCGAACAGGACCACCUUAUACAGGGGAACCAGGGGUCUCAACAAAAGGAACAGAGAGAAGAAAAUGAGGAGAAAAAGUCCCAACAGAAAACGUCUCCUCCGGUGGAACAGACAGACCUAACACACAAGGAAAAAGAAGAGCGUCUCUCAUCAUCAUUACUACCAUCCCCAUUAAAAGAACUAAACGUUAACAUGAGGGGACAGGAGAGAGUGAUUCUGAAAGAGGUCAAAGAUCAUGAUGAGUCCCCUUUGCGACCCUGGGCAGAGGUCCUGAGGGAGUCUGGCUCAGGAGGAGAGGAGGAGGAGGAGGAGGAGGAAGUCGAGAAAAGACAGGAGCAACCAGAGGUGUCAGGAGGCCACAUCGGAGAGAGGGAGAGGGAAGUGAAUGAGGAGAUGACUAAGGAGAAAGUGAGAGAGGUAGUGAGAGGUGUUGAACAAAUUGAGUCUGAGUUGUGCUUGCUCUCCACAGGCUGGCUCACUGAGACAUCAAACACAGAGCCGCCCGCUUCAGGGCGGAGUCACGGGUCAGACUACAUGGACCGACAGGACAACAGUCAAGAGAACUCCAGUGACUCCAUGACAUCAUCAGCCAAAUUGGAUUCAGGAAAACCUCGCCAAAAUGGCGAGCACUCCGAUACUAUGCCCCGCAGCUCAGCGUCUCAGGAAUCAGCCAAUGGUGUGAAGCCAGGUGCGGGCAAGCAAGAAGGAGCUCUGAUCGCUGAGCACAAAGUCCAGCGGUUAUCAUCAGAGACCGGCCUGGACGAAGAGCGUACUGUCACCACCAAAGUGUUUCGUAGACGUCUCAUUCUCAAGGGAGAGGAGGCACGCAACAUUCCUGGCGAGUCAGUUUCAGAGGAACAGUUUAUUGAUGAAGAUGGAAACAUCAUCACCAGAAAAGUCAUUCGAAAGGUGAUUUGUCGUGUGGACACUCCCACUCCUGAAAACCAGGGCUUGGGGUCACAGGGAGACCCUGCCACCCUGGGGAAGAGCCAUGUGCCCCUGGUCUCUGAUAUCCAAAGCCAUCUCGCAACACAUGCUGAGGGAGACGUUUCCAAGGUGAGGAAGAAGGAAGAAAAGCGUUCAGAAAGAAAAGAUUAUUCAUAAAUGUGGCUUCGCGACUAUAGACAGGUUUGCAGUUAUAUUUUCGAUCCGUUUCCUGAGCAGUGGGACCACAAGUGCUGAAAAGAGACAUUUGGCCUGAAAAGACAUCUACAGCUUCCACUCUGAAACGCAUGGUCUUCAAAGAGACAGAACUUUUUGACCUAUCCGCUUGCGCAUGAGCAUGCAUCACACUGCUGACACACUUCCUGUUCCAAGGGGGUCUUGAUGAAUUCUACUUCCUGAAAUGGGUCCCGGUGAAUUCUGCUUCCUCUCUGUGUUGGGUCCUAUGUAAUUCUACUUACUCUUUCUGGGGGACCUGCGAGAUUACACUUCAUUCUUCUUGAUGGUUAAUACCUGCGCUGAUCUGGACCAUCAGGAAUUCAGAAACUGUUUUGUGUGCCAUGAAUAUCAGAUGAAUAAAUGCAAGGGGUAUAUUCAAAAGACCUCUUAAACUCCAAACCGUAUACUCACACAAAUUUCCCUGUGACCAAAGAUGGCACAAAAGCUCUUUUUCGUGUUUUAGAGGGAAAAAAAACAAUAGAUGCUGUUGAACCACACCUUAUAUUCGCCUUACACGUUACCGUGGACCCAUGACGUCAGGAGGAGGAUCCCUGUGUUUUACUUUUCUUAAUUUAUAAAACUAAAAUAAAUUAUGUGGUGGACUUUUCUGUACAUAAAUCACAAUAUGUAAAAAAUGAAAUAACAUUUAGUAGUUAGGUUUAGCGAGAGCACCGCAAACAUACACUUUACAAGUGCUUUUGACAUUUUAAAGAUAGUGAAACUUUACAUGCUCUUGUAUAAUUAAUUACUAUAGCAGGUAUGUUUGUAUAUGAGAAAAGUUGGUUCGGUUUUCAGGGGACGUUUCCUUAAAAUCCUCUGCGAAUUUCAACAAUUCCCAAAAUGGGAAUUUAUAGAAGUCAUACAGAGGACUAAUAUUUUGAUGCAUGCAGUUCACCUUAUUUUAAGAACCUUUUUUCUAAGUUUGCAAAACUGUAUUUAAAGAGACGAAUAAGAAAAUACUUUUUCUUGUGUACACAUACAACUCUAACAUGUCUCAACUUUUAUAUUCCAAAAUGUCACCCUACAAGUAUCCAUCGUGUAGAAACGGUUAAGUGUGACAAGCUCUAACCAGACUGCUUCCUUAGGAAGGUUCAGUGUAGUGUCCGUUAUCUUUCAUAUGGAAGACAUCGUCUGCUGAUGUUAGCCUGAGCGCUGCAAGUAAGAGGUGUUCAGAAUGUACAUGCUAGUAAAUCAGCAUUUCUGUUCAACUAUCACUGUGUCAUGUGUAUUGGCUGUACAAUGUAGAGGUCUCUCUUUGUCUUAAGGCUGUUUGUAUUCAUUAUAGGAAUGUCUUCAUUUUUUCUUUCUUUUUGAUUGCUGAGGUUUUAAAAUAAAAUGUUGGCAUUUUGUUUCAGGUUAAGUGAACAUUUAACAUUUUCGUCUGGAGUCACACUUACUUGUAUGGGAUGUCUUUAGACCUUUAUUACUUGUAGAUUUAAUAUCUUAUGUAUUACAAAUGACACACACUGAAUGGUCAUUAUAAUUUUAAGUAUUACAAGAAAUUGUUUCCAGUUUCAGAAUUGUGUGAUAUAUUUUAGACCAGCGAGUCAGUGUGUUGCAGUGUUCUGCAUCGGUUUUGAUAAUGUAGAAUUUUUCUUUAGCGAUUACUUUCUGUUUGUUCGUUUGUUUGUUUUGUUUUCCUCCAAUAGAGUCUUUUUAGCUUAUGGUGUGUAUGGUGUGAAAAAUCCUUUAGUGUGCUGAAUUUUGCUAUUGCAAUGAGAUCUGAAAGACCUAGGAAACUAGGUCGUGAUGGGGUGUGGUUCUGCUUCCCUGUUACAUGUCAAUCAAACUGUGGGAGGGGCCUGACACGGUCCAAUUGGUUGAUUUUGUUUAAUAUAAUAUGUUUUCACCUGAGCAACAUUUUUGAUGUACAAUUCUUACAAUGAGUGAAGCCAUUUAAAUGUAACUAUAAUAGCACUUUGGUUAUUGGAGGUCUUCUCUUUUAGAAACUAGCAGCUAUGAUGCCACCAUAAUGUUUCAAAUGUCUUACAAAAAUCUGAUUAAAAAAUAAAAU
This is a messenger RNA of Sinocyclocheilus grahami, 3726 nucleotides long. RefSeq lists its product as uncharacterized. The transcript has 7 exons. The record is from RefSeq and is a predicted model, not a curated record. NCBI's taxonomy places the organism in Eukaryota, Metazoa, Chordata, Actinopteri, Cypriniformes, Cyprinidae. Bases 162 to 1655 code for a protein of 497 amino acids.